AUGAAGGUCACAGUUGCGCUCGCUGUUCUCGCCGCUGCUGCGUCGGCGACCACAGAACUCAGGGAACGUCAAGAUGGACACAACGACAAGCCCUGCAAGAAGAGGCCUGAUGUCGCUUCGAGGAAGCUGGAAGCCGACAUCACCUCGAAGAAGCUGCUGAGGGGCGCUCAGCAACUUCAGGACUUUGCCUACAGCUACCCGGACCGUAACAGGAUUAUGGGCGGCAAGGCUCACAAUGACACCGUCAACUGGCUGAAGAAGGAACUCGAGUCCACCUCAUACUACGAUGUCACCCUUCAGCCGUUCUCCAACUAUGUCAUGUUGAACGGCACGAUCAACACCUUCACCAUCGGAGGUAAGGCCAUCAACGCCACCCUCUUCGAGUACUCGAACUCCACUACUGGCCUUGUUACUGCGCCUUUGGUAGUUGUGAGCAACUUGGGUUGUGAAGCAUCUGAUUACCCGGCCACUCUGGCCGGCAAUAUCGCUCUCAUCUCGCGUGGUAGCUGCGACUUCGGCUUGAAGUCCGCUCUCGCCGGUGGUGCAGGCGCUGUCGGUGCUGUUGUAUACAACAACGUUGCUGGUACCGUUUCUGCCACCCUCGGCCCCCCUCCUCGCGAGGAAGGUCCCUACGUUGCAACGGUCGGCAUCACUCAGGCAGACGGUCAGGCCUACGUUUCCCAAAUCCAGGGCGGUGCCAACGUGACCGCCUCUUUGGACGUCUUGACUGAUGUCCAGAUCAUCACCACCAACAACGUCUUGGCGACUAGCAAGUGUGGCGACAAGAACAACCAGCUCGCUCUGGGUGCUCAUACUGACUCUGUCGGCGCUGGACCUGGAAUCAACGACGAUGGCAGUGGCACCGUUGGUAUCCUCAACGUUGCCAAGGCACUUGCUAAGUACAACGUCAACAACGCUGUCACCUUCGGCUUCUGGUCUGGAGAGGAGUCUGGUCUUCUUGGAUCGACCUACUUCGUCGAGAGCCUCACUUCUGAAGAGUCCCUCAAGAUCCGUGCCUACCUCAACUUCGACAUGAUUGCCUCGCCCAACUAUGUUCACCAGAUCUACGACGGUGACGGCAGCGCUUAUGGCCUCACUGGACCUGAUGGUAGCGGAGAUAUCGAGGAGUUCUUCGAGAAGUACUUCGUCCGCGUUGGCGUUCCCUCCAACGCCACUGAGUUCAACGGCCGCUCAGACUACGGUCCGUUCCUCGAUGCCAAUAUCCCUGCCGGAGGAACCACCACUGGUGCUGACGAGGUCAAGACUGAAGAGGAGCAGAAGAUUUGGGGUGGUGUUGCUGGCGAGAUCCUCGACCAGAACUACCACCAGGCUGCCGACACUGUCGACAACCUCAACCAGGAGGCUUGGUUGUUGCACGUCCGCGGUAUUGCUGCCGCUGUUGCUAAGUACGCCACCUCGUGGGAGGGUUUCCCAGCUCGCACACCCGUCGGUAACACCACUACUAAGAGGAGUGUGUCUGAGGUCCGCAAGACCGUGGCUGGCGUCAAGCGCUCGCUGAAGAUGUACUAA
This is a messenger RNA of Didymella exigua CBS 183.55, 1530 nucleotides long. Its product is annotated as Zn-dependent exopeptidase. Gene Ontology annotation, molecular function: aminopeptidase activity; metalloexopeptidase activity. The transcript has 2 exons. The coding region runs from base 1 to 1530 and encodes 509 amino acids. Lineage: Eukaryota; Fungi; Ascomycota; Dothideomycetes; Pleosporales; Didymellaceae. Gene Ontology annotation, biological process: proteolysis. The record is from RefSeq and is a predicted model, not a curated record.